Elephantulus edwardii (Cape elephant shrew) is the source of this 1106-nucleotide messenger RNA. It is a transcript of the gene OPN1LW, whose product is annotated as opsin 1 (cone pigments), long-wave-sensitive. Gene Ontology annotation, biological process: G protein-coupled receptor signaling pathway; phototransduction; visual perception. Gene Ontology annotation, cellular component: membrane; photoreceptor outer segment. Gene Ontology annotation, molecular function: G protein-coupled receptor activity. The coding region runs from base 12 to 1106 and encodes 364 amino acids. The transcript has 6 exons. The record is from RefSeq and is a predicted model, not a curated record. Lineage: Eukaryota; Metazoa; Chordata; Mammalia; Macroscelidea; Macroscelididae.
UGACGGGAGCCAUGGCCCAGCAGUGGGGGGCCCACAGGCUCACAGCCAGGCAGCUACAUGAGGCCCAUGAGGACAGCACCCGGGCCAGCAUCUUUGUUUACACCAACAGCAACGCCACCCGAGACCCCUUUGAAGGCCCCAAUUACCACAUCACCCCAUGGUGGAUAUACCACCUCACCACUGCCUGGAUGCUGUUCGUGGUGGUGGCCUCUGUCUUCACCAAUGGGCUCGUGCUGGUGGCCACCAUGAGGUUCAAGAAGCUGCGCCACCCUUUAAACUGGAUCCUGGUGAACUUGGCUGUGGCCGACAUGGCAGAGACUGUCAUUGCCAGCACCAUCAGUGUGGUGAAUCAGUUCUACGGCUACUUCAUCCUUGGCCACCCUUUGUGUGUCAUCGAGGGCUACACCGUCUCCCUCUGUGGGAUCACAGGGCUCUGGUCCCUGGCCAUCAUCUCCUGGGAACGGUGGCUGGUGGUCUGCAAGCCUUUUGGCAACGUGAGAUUUGACGCCAAACUGGCCAUCGCAGGCAUUGCCUUCUCCUGGAUCUGGGCUGCCAGCUGGACAGCACCUCCCAUCUUCGGGUGGAGCAGGUACUGGCCCCAUGGCCUGAUGACUUCGUGCGGGCCUGAUGUGUUCAGUGGCAGCGCGUAUCCCGGGGUGCGCUCCUACAUGAUUGUCCUGAUGACCACGUGCUGCAUCAUUCCCCUCAGCAUCAUUGUGCUCUGCUAUCUCCACGUGUGGCUGGCAAUCCGAGCGGUGGCAAAGCAGCAAAAGGAGUCAGAAUCCACCCAGAAGGCGGAGAAGGAGGUGACACGCAUGGUCAUGGUGAUGAUCCUUGCCUACUGCCUCUGCUGGGGGCCCUACACCUUCUUCGCAUGCUUUGCUGCUGCCUACCCUGGUUACGCCUUCCACCCUCUGGUGGCAGCAAUGCCAUCCUACUUUGCCAAAAGUGCCACUAUCUACAACCCCAUCAUCUAUGUCUUUAUGAACCGUCAGUUUCGGAACUGCAUCUUGCAGCUUUUUGGGAAGAAGGUAGAAGAUAGUUCUGAACUCUCCAGUGUCUCCAGAACGGAGGCCUCAUCUGCUUCUUCAGUGUCACCUGCAUGA